Eufriesea mexicana is the source of this 707-nucleotide messenger RNA. RefSeq lists its product as uncharacterized. The record is from RefSeq and is a predicted model, not a curated record. Bases 63 to 707 code for a protein of 214 amino acids. Lineage: Eukaryota; Metazoa; Arthropoda; Insecta; Hymenoptera; Apidae. Gene Ontology annotation, cellular component: Shu complex. Gene Ontology annotation, molecular function: single-stranded DNA binding. The transcript has 4 exons. Gene Ontology annotation, biological process: double-strand break repair via homologous recombination.
AAUCGUAUUUCUUACUGCGGUAAUUAUAUAACCUACAUAAAAUUGGAAGAUUGGAGAAAAAUAUGUUCACAGUAAAGAAUAAUGUGAAAUCAACGUUACUUUGUGGGCCUGCAGAGUUAAGUAAAUCUUUUAUGUUCGAGGCAGCAAUUUACUGGGCCGAAGAAGGACGCCGUGUCGUUUACAUUACACCAGCACCGUUGGAGAGACUGCCGGCAGCCUGUCACGAUAGAAGUAAUCCAGCACCCGCGGCUUUCAAGCUGAUGAGAUUUAUGUACUUGAAGAACUACGAGGCACUCGCACAGCGGCUCGUUGAACUACACACCUUCGCCAGUUUACCUUCUGUACUCCUGAUUGAUGACUUCGACACCUACGUCACUGGUUACAAAGAAAGCGAGAUGACGCAAGAUAUACACAUCGCCAAAACAUGUUCUCUGAUUCUCGAUACCAUGAAUUCGUGUGCGCGAAUUCUGAAGUAUAACGUAUAUGUAUGCGCCUGGUCCUCGUCUGGGAUGAACAAUAUUUGCACAUACACGAUAUAUUUUGUGAAUAUUUGGAACGUAAUAAAUGAAAAGGAGAGUAAUACGAUAUUGUUGCAAAAGUACUCACAAGAGACUCCUACCGAACAGUGUCCGUCCUAUAGAUACUGCAAACUUGAAGAUGGAACGAGGGUAUUGAAGCAAGUUCUAUACGAAUCUAUGCAGGAUUGA